Pyrgilauda ruficollis (rufous-necked snowfinch) is the source of this 2682-nucleotide messenger RNA. It is a transcript of the gene KLHL3, whose product is annotated as kelch like family member 3. Lineage: Eukaryota; Metazoa; Chordata; Aves; Passeriformes; Passeridae. The record is from RefSeq and is a predicted model, not a curated record. Gene Ontology annotation, molecular function: protein binding. The transcript has 15 exons. Gene Ontology annotation, biological process: monoatomic ion homeostasis; renal sodium ion absorption; protein K48-linked ubiquitination. Gene Ontology annotation, cellular component: cytosol. Bases 410 to 2077 code for a protein of 555 amino acids.
UGUGCUUGCCUUUUUCAGAUGGGACAUUGAAGGCUAAACUUCUUUUUCUCGGUAUGAAUGUUGAAAAAAUCCAUGGUACUCUUAUAGUUCCCAGUGCUGAAGUCUAUUUCUAUUCAGUGAGGCAAUUAUGUUCUGGCUUGAAUUUCAACUUAUACUGCUUUCCUGGCCUGGAGCCUGUAAGACUGGGCUUUGUCCUCAGGUGUUUGGCACUUCUUUCUUUUCUUCCCUGCUGGCUGAAAUGUGGGCUGAGUUGGCUUUCAACAUCCAUGCAGAAGUAGCUGCAUUUUUUGAUGUGCUUCAUGUGGAGAACCUAAACUGACUGACUGACUUCAUUAAGCAGAGUUCCCGUUCCUCUGAGGCAGCUGAAGAUGAAAAGGACCAGCGUACAGUGACAGUCAAUCCCUCCCACAUGAGAAAGGCUUUCAAGGUCAUGAAUGAAUUACGGAGCAAGCGGCUCCUGUGUGAUGUGGUGAUUGUGGCCGAAACCGUGGAGAUGGAAGCUCACCGGGUGGUGCUGGCAGCCUGCAGCCCUUAUUUUUGUGCCAUGUUUACAGGAGACAUGUCUGAAAGUAAGGCCAAGAAGAUUGAGAUCAAAGACGUGGAUGGGCAGACCCUGAGGAAGCUGAUUGAUUACAUCUACACUGCUGAGAUCGAGGUCACGGAGGAGAAUGUGCAGGUUUUGUUGCCAGCUGCCAGUUUAUUGCAACUGAUGGAUGUUAGAAAAAACUGCUGUGACUUCCUGCAGUCCCAGCUGCACCCCACAAACUGCCUUGGCAUCCGCGCCUUCGCCGACGUGCACGCCUGCAGCGAGCUGCUGCAGCAGGCCAACGCCUACGCAGAGCAGCACUUCCCUGAGGUGAUGCUAGGAGAAGAAUUUCUUAGCCUUAGUCUGGACCAGGUUUGCAGUUUAAUAUCAAGUGACAAGCUCACAGUCUCCUCUGAAGAAAAGGUCUUUGAAGCAGUUAUCUCUUGGAUAAAUUAUGAGAAGGAAUCUCGCUUAGAGCACAUGGCUAAGCUGAUGGAGCACGUUCGCCUGCCUCUUUUGCCCAGAGAUUACCUGGUACAGACAGUCGAAGAAGAAGCUUUAAUCAAGAAUAACAACACCUGUAAAGACUUCCUUAUUGAAGCCAUGAAAUAUCAUUUGCUUCCUCUGGAUCAAAGGCAACUAAUAAAGAAUCCCAGGACAAAGCCAAGGACCCCCGUUAGCUUGCCAAAGGUGAUGAUUGUGGUGGGUGGGCAAGCACCCAAAGCCAUUCGCAGUGUGGAGUGCUAUGAUUUUGAGGAGGAGCGGUGGGAUCAGGUUGCUGAGCUUCCCUCACGGAGAUGCAGAGCAGGCGUGGUGUUCAUGGCUGGCAAUGUCUACGCCGUGGGGGGCUUUAACGGCUCGCUGCGGGUGCGCACGGUGGACGUGUACGACGGCGCCAAGGACCAGUGGACGUCCAUCGCCAGCAUGCAGGAGCGGCGCAGCACGCUGGGCGCCGCCGUGCUCAACGACCUCCUCUACGCCGUGGGUGGCUUUGAUGGCAGCACUGGUCUGGCAUCAGUUGAGGCCUAUAGCUAUAAAACCAAUGAGUGGUUUUUUGUGGCUCCCAUGAACACAAGAAGAAGCAGUGUUGGAGUUGGAGUUGUGGAGGGGAAGCUGUACGCCGUGGGCGGCUACGACGGCGCGUCGCGGCAGUGCCUGAGCACGGUGGAGCAGUACAACCCCGCCACCAACGAGUGGACCUACGUGGCUGACAUGAGCACGCGGCGCAGCGGGGCAGGUGUUGGUGUGCUCAGUGGGCUGCUCUACGCCACCGGGGGCCACGACGGGCCCUUGGUGAGGAAGAGUGUGGAAGUCUAUGACCCAGGGACAAACACCUGGAAGCAAGUAGCAGACAUGAAUAUGUGUAGAAGAAAUGCAGGUGUGUGUGCUGUGAAUGGUCUCCUCUACGUGGUGGGAGGUGAUGAUGGUUCCUGCAAUUUGGCCUCGGUGGAGUACUACAACCCCAGCACAGACAAGUGGACCUUGUUGCCAUCCAGCAUGAGCACAGGGAGGAGUUAUGCAGGUGUGGCUGUGAUUCACAAACCCUUGUGACACACAAUCAAGCCAAUGUGAGGAGCAGAAGUGAAGUGGAUCCAGCUAGGUGGUGUUGGGAAGAUGACUGACCUCUGACUUGACCCAUCUCAUUGCUGUUAAUGUCUUAGCAUGACAAGUGAUACGUUGCCAGCAUCAUCCACUCUGCAGUGGAUUGCAUAGCCAAGUGAAAAUCCCUCUGGGGACAUGUUCCAUGCUAGACACGAGGUGUUGCUUGUUAUCUGUGGUGCAAUCAGCUGUUCUUCUCGAUGGCAUGUGUCCUGAGAUAAACACUGUGCUUGGACUGCAGGCACGGGAUUUUUUGUGUGAAACAAAACUGCUACGUUUGGGCAUGUGAGUAAAAAUGAACAUUUCUGGAUUUCUUCCCUACUGAUGCUCCGUGCACAUUGUUGGUUGAACUACUUACUCACUGUGCCUGGAGGGUGGACUUUAUACUGGCAGGGGAAACUUCUGAGUUCCAACAGAUAAAAACAGCAGAAAUGAACUGGAACAGGGUGGUCUGGCUCGAGUGUGACGCUGUCUCAGCCAUACGUUUGUACAUGCCACUGGACUGCUGUAUGUAUCCCUGAAAUGCUUGUGGAAAUAAACACCAUGUGGUUUUUCUA